Messenger RNA from Papaver somniferum (opium poppy), 1951 nucleotides. RefSeq names its product chloroplast envelope quinone oxidoreductase homolog. Bases 534 to 1523 code for a protein of 329 amino acids. Gene Ontology annotation, molecular function: oxidoreductase activity. NCBI's taxonomy places the organism in Eukaryota, Viridiplantae, Streptophyta, Magnoliopsida, Ranunculales, Papaveraceae. The transcript has 5 exons. The record is from RefSeq and is a predicted model, not a curated record.
UUAUUGGAUUAUCGGUCUAAUGUUCAUGUUGGUAAUCAAGAAAUUAUAUUGUCUGUGAUUAUUGGAUGCAAAUAUUAUGCCAUGAUAGUGUUCGAUGAAAUGUCGAUUAGAAUCUUUUUAAUCAUAGGUGUUGUUGGCAUAUCAUCAGGGACGACAUUAUGAAAAUGGUGAUGGAGGAAUUUUUUUAAGGAUGGUUCAGGGGAUUGGAGAUUGCAUUGUUCAUUUAUUUCUUUAGUUUCAAAGAAGAAAUAUUCUUGUACUCCAAGGAUUUCAGACCUUUUGAAUCUGUUAGGGAGUACUUACUUAUGAAGUUUCUUAAGAGGGCUUUACAGGGGAAAAACAGUUUGUAGCUGAGUUCCUCACACGUAAAGAAGUCAUGUCUGAAUCACACACCGUUCAGCGACGGAAAUUUACUUUAACGCUAAAUCGUUCACUGCAAAACAAUCUUAUUUUACUUUUGGAAUUGUAGUUUCCAGAUUCAUUUUGGUUCCCUCAUUCUUACUCCUCUAUAUCUCUCUUUCUGCGUUUGAUUAAUGGCUGGAAAACUUAUGCAUGCAAUUCUGUAUGAAGGUUAUGGAGGUGGAGCUGCUGGAUUAAAGCAUGUGGAAGUUCCUGUUCCUUCUCCAAAGAAAGAUGAGGUAUUGUUAAAGGUGGAAGCAACCGGUAUAAAUCCAGUUGAUUGGAAGGUUCAGAAAGGCGAACUGCGACCGAUUUUGCCACGCAAGUUUCCUUUUGUACCAGGUACUGAUGUUGCAGGUGAGGUGAUAGAGGUUGGUCCAGGAGUCGAUAACUUCAAAGCCGGUGACAAAGUAGUAGCUUUUCUUACCCACACUAGUGGAGGUGGGCUUGCUGAAUAUGCGGUUGCUUCGAAAAGCUUGACAGUUGAAAGACCACUUGAAGUAUCUGCUGCUGAAGGUGCAGGCUUACCUAUAGCAGGCCUAACUGCACUUCAAGCUCUGACUGAUGCAUCAGGGAUCAAGCUAGAUGGCACAGGGGAACCAACUAACAUUCUCAUCACAGCUGCCUCAGGUGGAGUGGGUCCGUACGCUGUCCAGCUUGCAAAGCUCGGAAAAGUUCAUGUCACGGCAACCUGUGGAGCACGUAAUAUUGAUCUCGUCAAGAGCUUAGGAGCUGAUGAAGUUCUUGAUUAUAAAACCCCUGAAGGGGCAGCCCUUACGAGCCCAUCAGGGCGCAAGUAUGACUUUGUCAUCCACUGUGCUACAGGCAUUUCAUUUUCUACAUUCGAACCCAAUUUAAGUGAGAAAGGUAAAGUGAUUGAUGUUACUCCUGGUCCUACCUCCGUGAUGGUAUCUGCAUAUAAAAAGCUGACAUGUUCGAAGAAACAAUUGGUGCCACUGGUUGUGAGUCCAAAGGGCGAGAACUUGGCGUAUCUAGUUAAUUUGGUAAAAGAAGGAAAGAUUAAGACGAUAAUUGAUUCGAAGCAUCCAUUGAGCAGAGCUGAAGAUGCGUGGGCAAAGAGCAUCGAGGGCCAUGCUACAGGAAAGAUAAUUGUGGAGCCCUAAGCACCAUUGUGGCUGCACAACACUUAUGACCAGCAUGGUACAUUCAAUGUUUAUAUAGAAUGGUACAAACAUCACACAUAAAUGACUUGUUUCCGUCACUUAUGCAUGGGAUACUCUGAAUAUGUAUGUAAUGGCAGCUAUAGGUGGUCUCAUUUACCUUCCUAGGUUUUGAUACUUUGGUGUCAUGCCUUUUAGUUUUGGUGUUGAUUUUUUCUCUUCCACUCUCUGAGGUCAGGUUUAGGCCCCCUCAUUUCUGUUUUUGUUUUAUUAUAGUAGAAUUCUCCCUUAGAGCUUUGCCAGAAAAAGAAGUAUGUAAUGGAGGGAAUGUUUACUAUUGCAUUCUGGAUCCAUAAAGAUGUACCACUGGGACACUCCUGUAUAUAAGUAACUUUGAAUAUGCAUUGGUGAUGCUGCAUUUGGCUCGUAAA